UAUGGUAAGGAAACAGAGAAAGGAAAAGGAGAAAAUGAAAGUUUUUUUCUCUGUCUCUUAUUUCAUAGUCCUGUGUAAACUUCUGCUUUUCCAUUGCAAAUGCGGGUGACUUCAUGUUUAUAAAGAACAAAACAACAGGGUACUUGUUUCUAUUCUGAAGAGCAAUCAACAUUAUGGAAAACAUUAAUCAGCUCACUCAAAAUGCUGAAAUAAGUAAUGCCAUGCAGAUUCAGCCUGUAUUUUUACAAAAUGCUUAAAAGUGAUGUUCAAAUGUUAUUUGUUCUUCAAAGCCUCUCCUGAAAUUAUUUUUUCUUCCUGGAAAUUUUCAGUACAUUUUGCUUGUUCUUAUCACUUUUAUGAUAGUCUGUCUUAUCAUAUGGCAAGUUCUUUAAUUGGUUCUCUCUGCACUGAGAAAGGAACAAUGAUUUUAUUCAUAUUUAUAUCUGUAGUGCUUAGAACAUAAAAAAAUAUAAGAAUUUUUAGGGACCUUAAACAUAAUCUAUUCUAGUUUUCAGGAGCUCAGAGUACUUGAGGUUGAUGCCUAAAUAUGUAGCUGAAACAUGUUUUAUAUAAUAUGCAUCCUCAAUAAUUAUAAAGCACCUAUAAUGAGAAACACCUAAGUUUGUUAUGUAUGUGACUAAGAUUACUUACAAUUUGAUCCUCUAAGUUUAUCCCCCACACGGAAAAAACAGAAAAUUUAGGAAACUUUCUUUACUUUCUAUCUGCAUAGAUAACUCUGACUAAAGAGCAACUAUGUACCAAAGGUAGCGCUUGCCUCCUUCUCAAUACAAAACAGGACUCCAUGGAAAACCAAGCUACUUUCAAUCAGGCUUGGCAACCUCACAGGAAUGGUGAUCUCUCUUAAAUUUUCCCUUCCUGGGAAAGCACAGACAAGGCAGUUUCAAUGACUUGCCAUGAGCUAAAUGCGCACUAUAUCACUGAUGAAAAUAUUUCUGAUUCCAAUCCCCACAGAGCAACAAUAAAGUAAUGAAAGGGAAGUAUUUAUUGACUACCCACUAUUUAUUGAACUAGUCUCUUUCAUAUACAUGCUUUCAAUUAAUUCUUACAAUAGCCUUGGGAGACAAGAAUUACCCUUCUCCCAUAAAAAUGAGAAAAUGGGCUUUAGAGUAUUUAAGAUUUUACCACCAGAACAUGCCAGACCCAGGAUUCAAGCCAACAUCUGUCUAAGUUCAAAACUCAUUUUAUUCAUACAUCACCCAACUUCAUACGUGCUCAUGAGGGUAAAAUUCCAGAUGAUAUAUGGGGAAAUUCAUUAGUAGCUCUGAGAACUGGGAAUUCCAGACUUCGAUAGUUAAAAGUACAUUACCAAUAAGUUUACCAAUCUCUUAGGUGAUUUAAAAAAAAAAAAAAACCUUGUGUUAAGCCCUGGGCAAAGAACCAGGGGAAUCAGAUGGAGAAAAGGAAAGUGAUUUGUCCCUUCUGUAGGGUGAUGAACUUUAAGUGUGAUUAACGAAGCAGAAAACACCAGGGACCAGACAGCAUUCCCCCAGAGGCCAGAAGAUGUAAUUGUGGUUAACUAAACUAUUUACAUAUCUGGAUUAAAGUAACAGAAAAUAAAAACUACCCAGUCUCAUGAUACUUUUUCAAGCAUGCUUUAGUUCAACCUUUCUAUAACAGAUGUAAUGGAACCCAGAAACAAGUAUAAAAAUAUUCAUUUUUCCAAGGAUGUACAAAAGAGGCAUCUCCUCAGGGCUCUUAUACUUCCAAGUGCAUAUCUGUAAUUUCAAUUACCACAUCAUUUUAUAAUAAUCUCUUCCUCUAAAUAUGUCUCACCCUUGAACUUUGAGAAGCUUGAGGGGCUUGAAUUGGCUCUUAUUUAUAUGUGCACCCUUAACACAUAGCCCAACGUGCUUAAUACUUGUUGUGUACAUCCUCAUAUUCUUAAUUCAGUGAUUCUUAGCUAAAGUAAGGUACAUUGCCAUUACUUAAUGUUAUUAAUAUUAGUUAAGAUAAGUUUAAUGGAUAUACUUCUACAAUGGGAUAAAUGCAAGGAUAUCCUUAUAAUUUUCCUCUUAUCUACUAACAUUUCAAUAUGCUAUAGAAAGCAGUGAAAGUACUAGGAAUUGGGAAUGAUUCCAGGUACAUAGAAUUCCAAUGGCCAGAGGCUGUCUCCUCUGCCAUUUUCCUAUUGUUAGCAGAGAUUUAUGUUUUAGGUUUAAAUAGGUAAAACUUGGUUCUGUCUGGUACAGAAAUCCUUGAGUAUUCUUGGUACUUAGCAAUCCUCCUGCCCAUAAUUAGAUAAAACCAAAGAUUCUCUUACUCUGUGAAUCCUAAGACACCUGUGGUGCUAUGAAUGAGAUGUAUAACAACAUUAAAUUUAUGUUUAAAGUACUUAUUAAGAAUCUAUAGUUACUUUAUAUGGUUCUAGAUGCUGAAGAGAAUCAGCUGAGAAUACAUACAAUUCACAUCUUUCCCUCAAGGGUACAAAAUCUAGUGCAUAUUUCAAAAUGAAGUAAAUGCUCUUAUGUGAGCUCUGAAAAAGAAACAAAUACUUGUAUCAGGAGGUACCAAGGAUGCUUCCCAAAAAAGUAGAUUUUACAGAAUCUUCAGAAUUACAAUGAAAUAUGUGUAAAUAAAAAUGGAAAACAAACUAUCAUGAGCAAGGAAUACAGGCAAGGGAGGACACAACAUGUUUGCAUAAUAGUAGCACAUCCCAAAAAGGUCUAUAAAUGAGCUGGGAAACAUAGUUUGAGUCCCAAAAUGAAAGGCCUUGAAAAUAAUACUGAAGAGUUUUAACUUUAUGCUGUAGUCAUGAGUAAAAUUUUUGAGGAGAGGCUCAGUAUGCCCAAGUUUAUAUUUCAUAAGACUAGUCUGCCAUCAGGGGAAAGAUAGACUGAAGAUAUGUGAAGGUGGUGACAGAAAAGACAGCUAUAAUGUGAUUUCAGUAGAGGUUAGGCAAUGUGGUGAUAAGGAAGAAGAAUUCUGAAGAAAGACUCUCCCUGCAGGAGGGAGGACUCGGAGAUAAGCAUUGGAGGAUGGAUAGAUUCCAUCUUGGAAUAGAUAAAAGGAAAGUAAAAGGGAAGAACUUUUUCCAGCCUUUCGUAGCAGAAUAAAAACUGAAAGACAAGAGCCAGCAUAAUGAGGAUGUAAGAAGGUGGAGCUGAUUGGUUCCAUGUAGAAACAGAUUUGGAGAGAGUGUGGCUCUACAUUACAGAGAGAUUAAAACUAAAAGGAAGAGUGUAGGCGUAAUUAGAAUGAUAAUGAAUAGGUAUUGAAGAUUAGGUAAGUUGUAUAUAAAUGUGGUGUAUUCAGAUAGUUUAUUGGCAACUGAAAGAAAGAUUUCUUCAGGAGAAUGUGAAGGCAAGGAAGCCAAAUGGAGAACAAAAUGGAGUUGCAAGAUAUUCUAAGAGUGAGAGCUAAGAAUCUGAGUAGCAACUUCAUCAUGGGAGUGAAGAUGAAUGGAUGGUUGAAUCUGAGAAGUGUUAAGAACUUCUUUUUGGCUAUAAUGUUAGUAUUACUUUAGAUACUUAGAUGUACACUUUGCCUGAUUUUAGAUAAAAACUUCUUCAUGUUUUGGAGAAACAGGAAGGGGGAAGGAUGAUGAAUUCAAAACUCAGAACCUGAAAGCACAUGGCAAUUAUUUCCUGUGGCUUUACUGAUUUUCAGGGAUUUCUCUUGGCACUGUCUCCUCCUCUCUCAGAUUGUACCCUGAUUAUGUACCCUCCAUGGAGUCAGUCAGUGAGAUGGUGGUGAGAGAGUUUGUCUUCCUGGGCUUCUCAUCUCUGGCCGGGCUGCAGCAGCUGCUCUUUGUUAUCUUCCUGCUCCUCUACCUCUUCACUCUGGGCACCAAUGCCAUCAUCAUUUCCACCAUUGUGCUGGACAGGGCCCUUCACACUCCCAUGUACUUCUUCCUCACUGUCCUCUCUUGCUCUGAGACCUGCUACACUUUCGUCAUUGUACCCAAGAUGCUGGUUGACCUGCUGGCCCAGAAGAAGACCAUCUCCUUCUUGGGAUGUGCCGUCCAGAUGUUUACUUUCCUCUUCCUUGGCUGCUCUCACUCCUUCCUGCUGGCAGCCAUGGGUUAUGAUCGCUACGUGGCCAUCUGUAACCCACUGCGCUACACAGUGCUCAUGGGACAUGGGGUGUGUGUGGGACUAGUGGCUGCUGCCUGUGCUUGUGGCUUCACUGUUGCCCAAAUUAUCACAUCCCUGGUAUUUCAUCUGCCCUUCCAUUCCUCCAACCAACUACAUCACUUCUUCUGUGACAUAUCUCCUGUCCUCAAGGUGGCAUCCUGCCAUACCCACUUGAGUCAGAUUGUCAUCUUCAUGCUCUGUGCAUUGGUCUUGGUUAUUCCCUUGUCAUUGAUCUUGGUAUCCUAUAUUCACGUCAUCUCUGCCAUACUUCAAUUUCCUUCUACAUUGGGCAGGUACAAAGCCUUCUCCACCUGUGCUUCUCACCUCAUGGUUGUCACUGUGCACUAUGGCUGUGCCUCUUUUAUCUACUUAAGACCUCAAUCCAACUACUCCUCAAGCCAGGAUGCUCUGAUAUCAAUGUCCUACAGUAUCCUAACUCCAUUGUUCAACCCAAUGAUUUACAGCUUGAGAAAUAAAGAGUUCAAAUCAGCACUUCAUAGAGUUGUGGGGAGAAUGAUUUCUCUGCCACAGCAUUAAUCUGGAUCCCGCUUUUUCCAAACAGUAAAGCAAAAGGUGAAUAAGGCAAAAUUUCCAGAGCAGAAAUGAUCAGGCAACUAGGAACAGUGUUCAGGAAAAUAGAUCGUUUCUCCUUCUUCACCAAAUGUAAAAUGUAAAAACCACAGCUUCUUGCCAUGAUCACAUGAAUUAUUGCCCACUGAAAUUAUACUCAGUUAAAGGAAAAACAAUGGAUGGCUAUUAUAGAAAAACAUUCAGGUGUUCAGAAUUCUAGGUUCUGGCAAAUACCAUCACCCAAUCUCACCCAGACUAGAAACUAACCCUGCAAAAUAGAGCACAAUCCUGAAGCUCACUUCUAGGGCUGUAGGCAGCUCCUGUCCCUAGAUUCCCCUUCUUCUGGUUUUUUUUCUGAAUCUCAGACUUUUAAUAGUCAGGUCACAAUUUUUAAAUGCAAUAAUGUUUUCAAGAUGCCUGUCACAAUGUUUGAUGCGUAAGAGAUAUCCAGUUAAUGGUCAAGUAAGAAAAUAUAAAAAUUAUUUAUGUGUUUCUAAUGUAUUAAUGGAGCCCUGGUGGCACAGUGGUUAAGAACUCAUCUGCUAACUGAAAGGUUGGCAGUUC
Trichechus manatus latirostris (Florida manatee) is the source of this 5228-nucleotide messenger RNA. Its product is annotated as olfactory receptor 10K2. The transcript has a single exon. Gene Ontology annotation, cellular component: plasma membrane. Gene Ontology annotation, biological process: G protein-coupled receptor signaling pathway; detection of chemical stimulus involved in sensory perception of smell. The record is from RefSeq and is a predicted model, not a curated record. NCBI's taxonomy places the organism in Eukaryota, Metazoa, Chordata, Mammalia, Sirenia, Trichechidae. The coding region runs from base 3687 to 4631 and encodes 314 amino acids. Gene Ontology annotation, molecular function: G protein-coupled receptor activity; olfactory receptor activity.